Dermacentor andersoni is the source of this 867-nucleotide messenger RNA. NCBI's taxonomy places the organism in Eukaryota, Metazoa, Arthropoda, Arachnida, Ixodida, Ixodidae. The record is from RefSeq and is a predicted model, not a curated record.
AUCAAUUUCGAUUCAAAUAAUAAAACAACGGGAGUGGAAUUUACCAAGGAUGGUCAGAACAAGACAGUGAGCGUGAAGCGCGAAGUGAUUUUGUCGGCUGGAGCCAUCGGUUCUCCCAAGCUGCUCAUGCUCUCAGGAAUCGGAAGCAAAGAUUAUUUGGAGAACCUGGGAAUCAGUGUCGUAGCCGAUGCUCCUUACGUGGGACAAAAUCUCCAAGACCACGUCGUUUUCCUCGGGUUUGUUGUAACGACGACAGACGACCUCAUUGGUCUGAAGAACAUAACGCAGAGUAUCGUGCAAUACCACCAAAAUCACACUGGACUUCUUACCAUACCCGGCUUUGAAGCGUUACUAUUUGCCCAUAGUGGUGUCGGCGAAGUGGUUAACGACUACCCUGACCUGGAGCUGGAGAUCACGGCCGUGUUUCCCACCGAAGAAAUUAAACGGUCACCUUACGUUUCUGAAGAGAUAUACAACGACUACUACAAGCCAAUGAUUGGUAAGAAUGGCUUUAUGGGCGCGCUAGCCAUGGUGCAGCCUGAGGCUCGAGGCGCCGUUUAUCUAAGAACAAACGACCCGGCCACUCCACCAGCAAUUAAUCCGAAUUUGUUCGGUACAAACACGGACCUCAACCGAUUAGUGAAUGGUACCAUGAAGCUCAAGAGUAUCUUCGACACAACUGCCAUGAAGAAAAUCGGAGCACAGCUGUGGCAGGAGAAGUUCCCACAUUGCAAACAGUUUGGCGUCUGGACCGAGGAAUACGUACGAUGCUUCAUUCAACACGCAGCAUUCCCUGGCCAACAUGUAUGCUGCACUUGUGCCAUGGGCAACUUUGAACGAUCUGUUGUUGAUGAACGACUGAGGUGA